AUGGUUAAUCAAAUCAUUGUUAUCCUUAUUUCUGUUCUUCUCUGUGAUAUUCUUUUGGUUUCGGCCAAUCCUGCUACAUCUAUUGAAGAACAACGUCGUACUAUUUCAUUGACAGACAACUUUCGAUUACCAAAGUCACUCUGUCGUCAAAUGCUGUGCAAUAAGCCAUGCUUUUGCGGUAGCUAUCGUGAUUAUCGUGGAUGUGAUACCUGUAAUUGUCGUCCAUGUGAUGGUAGUGGAUUGGGUGACGAUUGGGGAAUGGCUUAA
Messenger RNA from Rotaria sp. Silwood1, 267 nucleotides. NCBI's taxonomy places the organism in Eukaryota, Metazoa, Rotifera, Eurotatoria, Philodinida, Philodinidae. The record is from the annotation of a GenBank genome assembly.